GUUACCAACAACAAUAAUGGCGGCCUACAUGCAGACGUUUGGUUUGGGAUUUUAUGUUCGAUAAAUUUGCGAAUUACAAACGAAACAGAUUAGAAGGUGUAUUGUAAGUGUCACAAAAUAAUUGUUUUGCACAGAGAGCACAAGCCACACAUCAGUCAAAAUGGAUGAGAGACACUGGUGGAUAGCCAGUAAAAUUCAAGAAACUUUCAAAAUCGGUGGCUAUGAUAAUCCAACAUUGCUAGAGGAUUUUAUGAUAGAAGAAACGACACUUGCAAAAAUUAACAAGUUUCUGAAAGCAGGUGGGCCAUGUCGAUUAUUUUUUUACUGCGAGAAACCAGAGACUGGCAUCGUUUCCACACGAGAGCUUCAUGUAACAGGGACACUGGCAUCUUUGAAAGACACAAAUCUGGAACAUGUCAACAUUUUAUACUUCUUACGUAAUCGUGUUGAUAAAGAUGUCGAUGGUACAAGAAUGGAAAGAGAUAUAUUUUGUGGGGAACUGAAGCAUAAUACAAUAGAAACUCUUACAACAUUGUUGUCGGAUGUUUAUAUUCCACUAGUGAAAGCCCAGAAGGAUUGGGGUGAAUGUAAUCCAGAUGGACAGAAUCAGCUGAUGAACAAUAUGGACAAGUUUCUAACAGCUCUUAAUGAAUCAACAGCUUCUUUACAGUCUUCAAAGCAAAUGAUGUUAAAACAACCAGACCACAUUGUUUUGAAUGAUUUCAAGCAGCAGAGGGCAGCAGCCUUGGAUCCCCAGCUCAUAAGUCAGUAUGAAGAGCUAGUCACAGAAUGGAUGAAUACAAUUGAAGCUGUCCUCACAGAUACUUCUGAUGAAAGAAAAAUGGAUGCUCUUUUCCCAGAAAGAUCAAGAUUCAUGGAUCCUAACGCUGGUCCACUGUCGGAACUUGAGCGAUGGCGUAGACGUCAGAGGUUACUUACCAACAUCACUGAACAGUUGAAAGGAAAAGAAUGCAAGGCAGUUAUUGGUGUUCUCAUUACUGCAAAGUCAAGAUUGCUGAAAAAAUGGAAGCAAAUAGAUGCUGCAAUUACAGAUGGAAUGAAUGAUACCAAAGACAAAGUGAAGUUUCUUGAGUCUCUGAAGCGGCAUUUUGACCAACUGUACAGCGUAGAUUCUACACCCUCUACUAUUAUAAACACUGCCAUACCAGGCCUAUGUAACAGUGUCAAACAGAUGGACUCUAUAGCCAGAUACUAUGCUCGCACAGGAUUUCUCGGACUUAUGUUUACAAAGGUUACUAAUCAGCUUGUAAUGGCUUGUAAGGAAUACAUCAAAAACUGUACCCUGACAAUGGAAGAUGAUGAUCUACUGUGGGAUAGAAUACAAGACGAGAUUGAGAUUCGUGAUACAUCAAACACUGACGUUGAUCCAAAAAUAAAACUUCUGAAAAGUCAAGUAGAAUCAAAAUUAAAGCCUGGUGCUACUGGAAGAAGUAAGACAAAGGAAGGCCGUGACCUUGGCCUGCAUGAUGACACCUUGUAUGGAAGGCUGAAAGCCUGUCUUACUCUACAGGGUUUCUACAGAGAGACGCUGAGAUCCCUACGAGAUUCAAUAGGCCAGUCUUCAAACAUGUCACACUUCCCAUCCCUCAGUAGUGUAGGAGGGCCAGGAAGCUUCACAACCAGAAAAAAUGGAUUUCUUGUCAGAACAAAGUCAAGUCAUAUUGGAUCAAACAGAGGAUUACUAAGUGGUACGUCACGAGUGACAGGGUCAUCACCUAAGAAAGGGGUAUCAUCACUGUUAGCUGAUGUUCAAGGUCACGGUGUACCAAUGACAGAUGAGGAAGCUAUCAUGUCACAUUUUGAUUUGUUCUGUAACAGGAUAAGACAGUUGAUAGAUGUCAUCAAUACAUUAGCCCAGUAUACCAAAAUGACAAAGUCUACACGUGGAGUGCCAAAACCAAGGAAAGAAGAUCUGGUGAUUGAUGAUGGUUCAGAACAGGAAGAAUGGAGAAAAUACAAGAAAACCGAUGAUGCCAAACCUAUGCCAAAAAUUGAAUUUGAAGAGGAAGACCCUGACCUUGCUCAGGUGAAGGUAAAGAUGGCGUCUCCAGACCGUAGCCUGAGGGUGAUUGCUGAGGACGAGGAGGUCAUAGAGGAAGAAGAUCUGGAAUCGGUGAAAGAUGAAAAAAAACUAGAUAUAUAUACUGCAGUAGAACCAGGUGAUGAAGUAUUUAAUGUGGCAGAAAACAAUCAGGGUCUCACAGAGGAGGAAUUAGCAACACUAAGAAAAUACUAUCCUGAAGAUGAGGAGGAUGAAGGGCCAGCAAUUUCUACAAUUAUUGCUGAGCAUUUGACUAACAUGACACAGUCAUUGAGUGAAAACGUCACAACAAAAACUAUGCUUGAUGUAGAAUCUAAGGACAAAGACAGGUUUGAUGAUCACUACAGUAAUUUUUCAAAGAUUGUUGCUGAUGUGGAGAAAUUCCUUGCCUCUUAUUUACACGUUAUCUUCUGUCGGAAGAUGAAAACACAACAAGGUCUGGAUAUUAUCACUAGACUUCAGGCAGUACAGAAUAGGCCAGGUAUUCGAGCAACACUAGCAGAGAAGUUUGUAGAAACUUUCAACUGGUAUGAAGCAGAUCUGGAAGAGGUGCACCAGAUAUACGAGCAACAUAAGGAAAAUCCUCAGCUUGUUCGGAAUGCCCCUCCUGUAGCUGGGGCCAUCCACUGGUCAAGACAGUUGUUGAAACGUAUCGAGGAUCCAAUGAAGGUGUUCAGAGAUAACAAGGCCAUUACUCAGCUCGGAGAUUUUGGGCGUAUAGUUCGUAUUUACAACAGACUAGCAACAGCACUUGUUACAUUUGAAAGUCUAUGGUUUACCCAAUGGAAGGGACGUAUAGACCAAGCAAGGAAUGGAUUGAGAGCAACGUUGUUUGUUCAUCACCCAGUCACAAAUGAGAUUGUUGUCAAUGCUGAUGAAAGAGUUCUAGAGUUAAUUCAUGAGGCAAAGUGGCUGACCAGACUUGGAAUACAGGUGCCAGAAUCGGCUGCAGCAAUCAUGGCACAGGAAGCAAGGUUUAAGAACUAUAAAAGUCACCUUGAACUUGUUCUAAAUGACUACAAGGAUGUAUGUAAUGCUAUUCCAGAGCCAUUAAGGAAUUUGUUCACCCCUCAUACAGAAUAUGUAAAUCAGCAGUUACAACCAGGACUGAACACUCUCGCCUGGAACAGUAUGAAUAUUGAUGCCUUCCUACAUCAGAUACACUCUGCGACAACAAAACUGAAGAAUAUGCAGAAACAAGUGAAUGAUGUGAUGGAGAACAAAGUAUUCAAAACUCUCGACACAAUCACAAACUUCUAUCUCUUUGAUCAUGAACUGGCAUUUUCAAGGGCAUGGCCUCCGGAGAUGUUCCGGGAAGAAAUGCUGCGUUCAGCAGAGGAGAGAAGUACUAUGUUACAAGACUAUGUAGAAACUGUCAUGGAAGGUCUUCAAACUGUCUCCAACAUCCUUGCUGUGAAGAAGGCAUAUUCUCUUGUUGGAAUGUCCAUGUCCAAUCUGUCGGCAACUGCCUUUGUAUCAAAGAAGAAAGCGAACUCAAUGGAGAGUGUGAAAAAAUGCAUUACGCCGGACCCACAUGGUAAGGGUAAACGUGUGUCAGUGAUUGUUGAUCCUGAAGAAAUAGAGAGGGAGAGAAUGAAGGCCCAGCAAGAGGAACAACUUGUUCUUGAUCUCAUUGCAUAUUUCCGAGACCAUGUGUAUGAAGCUGUACUGUCAGCCACUUCCCGGUCUCUGGCUCUGUUGGCAGAGUCCUGUGGCUGUGACAGUGAGGUUGUCCGUGUGAUUAGUGCCAUGUCAAACCAGUCCAGUGAUGCCAGUACUCCCUCACCGAGAAACUGGGGUAGCAGGUCUGGAACCCCAGUACAGGAGAAUGAAGGACGUGCACCAUCAGCGGCUAACUCCCGCCCACUAUCUAGUCUGUCCCAGUUAUCUUCUAUGACUUGGACCACAGAGAAAACUCACCAAGUUACCUUCCUACAAUUUGAAGUGGAGGUGAAGUUUAGUAUUCCAACAAUUACUGUAGAACCAACAUUAGAUGUAGCACAAACUGCUGUAGCCGACGUUGCCAAAGGUGUUAUUGAAUCCAACAGAAAUAUUGUAUGGAUAAGUGAACGCGGAGAGGAAAGUUUCUAUGAUCUCAUUAAUGAUGAUGAAAAUGUGGCAGAUAUGAUGUCACAGCUAGCUAUAGUUGUACAAGAUUUAGAUUCAGUGGUGAACAAGCACCUGUUUCAUUUCUCCUACUACAACUUCCUGUGGAAGGAUGACAUGCAUGGGAAUUUCAAGGAGUUUAUAACUAGUGAUCCAGGAAUAUUUGCAAUAAAACGAGAGGUUGAAAGGUAUCUGUAUAUAGAGAAGAAGGUGUUAGGAAUUCCCAGAUCCCUUCCUGUGGGCCCAAUCUUGUUACAGACAGACCCUAUCAAGGAUGCACUUCAUGGUUUCUCUAUGGCCUGGAAGACUCAAUUUGCCUCAGUUCUACAUGAGGAAGCAAAGAAAAAAUUAGACCAGGCAGUAUUGUACAGAUCCAAUGUUCGUAACCGACUCGAGCUUCAUGUACAAACUUUAGAUCAGCUGAAUAGUGCACUACAUCUUCUAGAGGAACUCAGGGAUAUGGAGAACAAAAUUGAUGGCAUUUAUCUUCCUAUUGAAACUAUGUAUUCAAAGUUACGUGAGUUUGAGCUACGACUGCCAAGACAAGAAGUUGAAGAAGUAGAUGCACUCCGAGAAAACUGGUCUGAACUGAUGGAUCUAGCAGAGCAGGUCCGAGAAGUGCUUCUCAAAGAACGACGAGGAGCAUUUGAGCAGGAACUUGAUAAACAAGUCAAGACAUUUGUUGUUGAGGUGAUCCAGUUUAGGAAUGCCUUCGAUGCUCAGGGUCCGGCGGUUCCUGGUAUUCCUCCAGCAGAAGCUGUGUCCCGGCUGCAAGAUUUCCAACAGAGGUAUCAACUGUAUGAUUCCAAGAGAAAAACACUGGAUUCUGUAUCUAAACUGUUUGGCAUUCCUUGUAAACCAUUUGCAGAGUUAGACAAAACAGGGGAGGAAUUAGAUUUGUUGAGCCAGCUGUAUGGACUGUUCCAGAAGUUUAUAAGGUUUGACACUCGAUUCAGAGAUACACUGUGGGCCGAAGUUGACCUUGAUGCUUCGUACAAAGAGGUUGAGAGUUAUUGGGAUGAAUGUCUAGCUCUACCCAGUAAACUGAAGGACUGGGACGCAUACAACGACCUUAAAUCAAAACUACAGACCUAUCUCGAGGUGUUCCCACUCCUUAACAGUCUAGCUGCCAAGUUACGUACGGGUGAAGAAACUCCAUCUAUUCGGGAAAUCAGGAAUCGUCACUGGUUACAAGUGAUGCAGGUUACAGGAAGUUCCUUCCAACUGGAAGCCAAUGUGUUUAGACUAUGUCACCUACUGGACAUUGGUUUAAUCAAACACAAGGCAGCUAUAGAGGAGAUAUGUCUGGGUGCGAGCCGAGAACUGGAGCUUGAGAUCAAGAUGAGAAUGACAGAAGAAGAAUGGACGGAGCAGGUGCUGGCCUUCGAGCACUACAAACGUCGUGGACCUAUAUACCUGGACAAAGUUUUCACCGAGAGAUUGUUGGAACAGCUGGAAGAUGCUCAGGCUUUGCUUGCUAAUAUGCUUACAUCAAGAUAUAUUGGCCCACUUAGAGAUGAGGCAGCCUCCUGGGCUGAGAAACUGAAGGAGGUGGCCGAGGUGCUUGAACUCUGGUUAGAGGUACAAGAUCUGUGGCAGUACCUGGAAGCUGUCUUCAGUAACCAAGUAGCAGUUAGGGAGUUACCACAGGAGGCAAAGAGAUUUGCUCGUAUAGAUAAGAGCUGGACUAAGAUGAUGAAGCGGGCAUUUGAUACCAGAAAUGUUCUUCAGUGUUGCUAUGGAGGGGAGGUACCUAAGGCAGUACUGUUACGACAUGUGUAUGAAGAAUUGGAGAUCUGCUUCAAGUCACUCGUUGGUUACCUUGACAACAAGAGACGUGUGUUUCCAAGGUUUUACUAUGUUUCUGACCCAAUACUGCUGGCCAUCUUGAGUAGACCAACUGAUCUAGAAUCUGUUAAACCACAUCUUAAGUCAAUAUUCAGCAGUAUUAAUGAUGUUAAACUAGAGGAGACCAGGGCAGGUCCUAUGGAGCCCACUGAUGAGGUAGGGUUCCCUGGUUCAGCUGGAGGGCUUAGAUCUACAACCCCACACAGCAGGGCAAAGACCUCUAGCGUACUCUCUAAUCAAAAUAGAGGUGAAACACCGCCUAAGAUUGACAAGAGGCUUACACAAGUUUAUAAAAGAAAGGGAUCUGAUUCUGAGAAAAGAAAAUGGUCAUUGUCAGAUUCAGAGAAAGAUCCUUGGUCAGGCAUAAUGAAUCAGUAUGUGAAUCAAAUAUCAAAAGUGGAGCCUUCCCGUAUUAACAUGAAUCCCAGUGCUCUCCAACAAGGACCGACGUACCUGCCGUCAGAAGGUAUCAUGGAGGAGAUAGUUAUAAAAGAUGCUGUGUCUGUAUCCAGUGCGGACGGAGAGUCAUUCGUGCUCAGUGAAAAGGUGACAUUAACAGAUGAGGUUGAAAUAUGGCUGUCCAAACUACGUGACUCUGUAUGUAAGACUAUACGAGAGAUGAAUAUAGGUAUCAUACAGGACUGCAACAAUGGUGUCGCCAUUGACGAGUGGGCAGCAAAGUACCCAGCCCAGGUAUGUAGAAUGGGUAUGCUGUAUCACUGGACUAAAGAAUGUGACCUGGGUAUUGCUGAGAUCAAGUUUGAUAGGAAAGCUCUUCAGGGAGCACUGAAGAAAUACAUCAGCACAGUGUCCAAGCUCCCUACAGUAUUAGUUAGGGGCCAGUGGAGGAACCUAGAGGACCCAAUGCUGCCAAUACACAAAAAUAGACUGGAAUGUAUGAUCACGACAUCACAGUUCCUGCGAGAUGCACUAGAUCAGUUGUGCCAAAGAAAACUGCGGGAAGUUUCAGACUUUGAGUGGCGUAGAAGCAUCAGAUGUUAUUAUCAACCAAUUGUGGACGAGGUGUUACCUGCUUGUAGUAGAGAUAGUAACAGCAACUCGCCAGAAAUGUCUGAAGAAAGAUACGAACCUCUGAUAUGGAUAUUAGAUACCUCAUACCAAUAUGGCAAUGAGUUUUAUGGAAUGAAUUCUGGUGUGGCCCUUACACCAGUCACAGAGAGAUGUUUCUUAACAAUGUCACAGGCCCUACAGAGGUACCAGGGCAGUGCUGUCACAGGACCAGUUGGUGCUGGCAAAACAGAAACUGUAAAGGGAUUGGCCAAUGUUCUAGGUCAGUUUUUAGGAGUAUUCCAGUGUUCAGAACAAACAGACCCAACCUCUCUAGCCAAGAUCAUCCAAGGCACUGCAAUGGAUGGUUGUUGGUGUUGCUUUGAUGAAUCUCAGGCACUGGACAGGAUUGCAAUGGCUGUCAUGUUUGAGCACCUUGAAGCUGUCACCUUUGCCCUCAAAGCCAGACAUGCAUUUGCCACUCUUACAGAUGGACAAGAGAUUCCUAUCAAGAGAAGUACAGCAGUACACAUGACCAUCAACCUGUCGGACACCACGCCUAUAUCCACCCAGCUAGCCAAUGAUAUCCGUCUGCUGUUCCGACCUGUGUCUGUCAUCAAGCCAGACAUGGGCAUGAUCAUGCGAGCCAAGUCUGCAGCUCUAGGGUUCAAGGCACCUGUAGUGCUAGGCUCAAGACUUAAAGUUCUAUCAGAACUAGCCAAGGAUCAACUGCCAGCACAGAUACAGCACCAUUUCAGUGUGGAGGCCCUGGUUGGGGUGCUGAAGAAAGCUAUGAUGAAACGGAAAUACAUCAGGGAUGAGAAAACUCAGGACAAGUUAGAUCUGAAAGGAAAAGAGGAGACAUCGAGAUCUAACAGUCAGGCUUCGGAUAGUAGACCAGUGCUACCUCAACAAAGCUCAACUGUAACUCAGGGCAAUGUGAAGAUGGCAGCAGGGGCACACAGGAAGACAGGUACACCUAAUCCUAUGACAGCUGCAGGGAAAGUUGAACAUGCCAUUGUUGCACAGACCAUUGAAGAAAUCAUGGCGCCAAGACUGACAGGAGAGACAAUGCAGAUUUUCAAAAACAUUGUGAAGGACACAUUUGCUGCCCUACCAGAACCUCCGCCUGUUAUAGGUGCCAUUUCAGCCCGGACCCGUGGGUUUGACAUUGACCAAGCAUUAGAAGCAAAGGCCAAGGAACGUGGUCUGAUUCCCCAUAAACCAUGGCUUUCCAAGUGUAACCAGCUAUACAAUCUGUCCAGUAUACACCAUGGUUUGAUAGUAGCUGGUCCACCAGGCAGUGGUAAAAGCACUUGUAUUCAGACCCUUAUUGAUGCCCUGUCCUCGGCCCCUAAAGCCAGCAUGUCACGGGUCUCCUCUGGGAGCAAGGGGUCAUCAUCAUCAGAGAAGAUGCACAAGUUGAUCCGUAUCAACCCGCUGGUAGUGGAUGAAUCCGAUCUGAUGUUUGGCUACCUCACGCCCAGUAAUGACUGGGUGGACGGUAUCUUUACAAAUGCCUGCAAGAAAGCUAACAGGAAUUUGAGUAAGACCUGGUUGUGUCUGGAUGGCCCCUUAAAUACUGGAUGGGCAGACAACUUUAACAGUGUCCUCAACUCGGAUAAGGUGCUACACCUAAGGAAUGGUGACAAGUUAUUCCUCUCGGACAACAUCAAUAUCAUCUUUGAGACAGCAAGACUUCCGGAGGCUUCACCAUCCACAGUGGCUAGAUGUGGUAUACUGUAUAUUGACAAAGAUGUGGUGGGUUGGAAACCUAUUGCCAAGGCUUGGUUAGACAGCAGAACACCCCAGGAAAUACAUGAAAAGGAUGAAGCCAAGUUCAACACUACACACCAUGAUGAAAGUGUAGAAGCUAUUGACAAUGCUAUCAGAGAGAAAACUGUAGAAGGGGUGUUACAGCGUGCCUUCCAGAAAACACUUGAUCCUGUCAUCAACUUCGUCCUCAGUGAUGCUAAGCCAAGACUGAAGCUGUCAGAGGUUGGAAUGUUCAAGACGUGCCUAGGAUUAUUGGCGGCCAUGUUGGCAGACAAUAUUGAGAUUGGUGGCGAGCUGCAUAUUGAACGACUGUACUUGUUCUGUCUCAUCUGGACGUUUGGUGGACUUCUAGAUGCCAGUGAUCGUAAAUCUUUCAGCGAUCUUCUGAAAACACUCUCUACUGCUUUGCCUGAUGAUGAUCGAGAUAUCUGUGUAUUUGACUACUAUGUUGACGAGUCCGGAGAAUGGGAUCCCUGGAUCUCCCGUGUUCCUGAGGCCGUGUACGCAGACAAUCAGAACAUGCUAGGAGAGGUGUUUGUAGAUACUGUUGAUACAAUACGUACACGUAUACUCAUGGACUUUGCCUCAGCGUCAGGCCAGAAUGUACUUCUUGUUGGUCCACCAGGUUCAGGAAAGACAACUCUGAUUGAUGAAUUCAUGGAUUUUCAAGAUUCUGCUGAGAGUGUAUGUAAGCGCCUGGUGUUUUCUGGGGCAUCAACAGCCAAACAACUGCAGCAGUUUAUUGAAGCCAACAUCUAUCACAGACAAGGGUUUGUGUAUGGUGCCAAAGAAAACAAGAUGUUGAAGGUGUUCAUAGAUGAUGUGAACUUGCCCGUACCAGACCAGUUUAAUGUUCAAAGAUGUAAUCAGUUAUUACGGCAGUUGUUGGAUGACAAAGUGUUGUGUACACAGCAAAAACCAUUUGAGUGGAAGACGGUUGAGGGUUUGAACAUAAUCUCUGCUAUGUCAAUGAGUGAACAUCCCAGUGUGAACAACCAGAUGCUGUCCUCUAGACUUUUGCGUCAUUUUGCUGUUUUUAAUCUGCCAGGACCACAGGAUGAGGCUCUGAAGUCAAUAGUCCAUGGAAUACUCGAGGCUAAUGUUACAGACAACGACAAGCCAGGUUUAGAGAUAGAUUUACACAACAACAUAGUGAAAGCAUCGUGCCAGAUUCUCCAGGCACUGCAGACAGUGCUGAGACCCACACCGCUACCUGGCAGAUACCACUACCUGUUCACAUUGAAGGAUCUAACCACUUGUUACCAGUGCUUGAAGAGACUACCAGAUGAGUCAAUGGCAGAUGAAGUUAUGGUUGUAUCACUGUGGAAACACGAGAUGAACAGAAUCAUUCGAGACAGAAUUUCUCGUAGCUCAGAUCUCAACUGGUUUGAUGAGAUAAUGGAAAAAACUGUGUCACAGUAUUGGCCUAAACUUGACUCUCCAUUACAUGAACAUUUUGUGACAUUCCCAACAGAUGCCAGACUUUACCAGAGACCAGUCACAUCCAUGGGUGCCAAACACUUCAAGAUUCAGUUGCAGCCAGUGGAGACAUUGAGGGAUCUCCAUUCAUGUCUACAUAUGCAUCUGACAAGAUAUAAUGAGGAGUUUGGCAAUGUCAGACUCAACAUCAUGUUGUCAGAUUUUGUCAUUGCUCAUAUUGUCAGAUUACAUAGAGUGCUAAGUUUCCAUCAUGGAGGAAACAUGCUUCUUGUUGGUGCUGUAGGGUCACACCUUACUACCCUCUGUCAGCUAGCUCUACAUGUAGCAGAUGUCACAACAUUGAAAAUGGACACAUCCAAACAAAGCAAUUUCUUUGAUGGUCUCCGGUCAGCAGUCAGACUUACUGGGUCAGAGGGCAAAAUAUUGACCCUUGUAUUCACAGCACGUGAUUUGGAAGAUCCAGUGUAUCUAGAUGCUAUAAACAGUGUACUGAUCAGUGGUGAAUAUCCUCAUCUCUUCUCUAACGAUGAACUGGAAGGCCUGCUGAUGGCUAUUGGACCUUCAAUGAAGCGAGAGUUCCCCAGCAUGUCUGUCGAUCCUAUGAAGUUCUUCAUUGCACGUGUGAGAUGUAAUCUACACAUGAUUAUCUGUAUACAGCCUGGACAUCAACUUCUAAAAAUUGCCUCAAGACAAUAUCCGGGCCUACUGAGUGGCUGUAACAUCAACUAUAUGUGUGACUGGCCCCAGGAAGCUCUACUGGGUGAGGCUUCAUACUUCAUCACCAAGAACCAGCUCACUGAGGAGUUUGAAGAUCUUGGUGAGCACAUGACCACAUGUCUAGCAAACAUCCACAGUUUUGUGUUACGUGACUGUCGACAGAUGCCCUGGGCAGGAGACCUCAAUCCAGAAAUCACCCUCUCAUCUGUUAAACAACAUGAGAAGAAAAAGGAGCAGCUGAAAGUCACAAGUUCCAAAGUCCCAAAUUUACCAUACUCUAAAGUCAUACUGCAUGAAAGAAUCAGAUUGAAGCAUAGAGGUACAGAGAUAGCAAAGAACGAGGUGUUUGUAGGACCCACAACAUUCAGGAGGUUCAUGGACAGUUUUAAAUACCUGUACACUGUCAAAUCCAAGGAAAGAACACAAACUGUAGAUCAGCUCAAGAAAGUUCUUGCAACACUUGACCAGACUAGAAAUGAUGCCAAAGUGAUGAAAAAGGCAAUCAAGAAUACAACAGGAAAGUUUGAAGAUGCUAAAGUCAGGACAGAAGAUUUGUUGGAGAAACUGACACACAAGGCAACUAUACUGGAGAAACUGAAAGCGAAAGUUGGUUUGUCAACAUCACUGGAUGCUUACCUACAUCUAAACGAAAUGGAAGCUGAAGAGGUAGAGGAGGAUGAACUCCUUAAACAAGAGGAGUAUGAUGACUAUGACCGUGAGUUUGACAAGAUGCGUGAAGCAACACUAAAGACACGCGGUGUCCAAGCAAGAGAAGAACUUACAACUGCUAAAACUCAGUUGGAGGAGUGUAGAAAACAGCUGGAGUAUGCCAGGGAACAGGUGCUACACUGGAAAAGCAAAGUGGACAGAAAUGUGAUUGAGAGACUGCGAGGAUUCACCAGUCCCCCAGUCCUUGUUGGCAUGGUGAUGGAGAUGAUAAUGAUCCUGAUUGGUAAACGUUUGCCAUCACAGAGGAUUGAGAUGAAAGACUAUAGUGGUAAAGAUGACAACAUGUCCAGUAGAAUGUCAUCAAGCUCCAGUGGCACCAAGAUCGUAAAGAAAAUGGAAUACAAAAUAGCGGGUAAGAAAGAUGAGACAGGACGUGUGGAUCGGGUUCAGUGGAAGGCGACAGUAAACACAAUGUCUGACUCUACGAAGUUUGUUGACAUGUUACACAAUGUAUCCUGGGAAGAUGGACUCCCAGAAGAUGUACUCAGGGCUGUUGAGAGUUGCCUGUCUCAGGGUAAAGAUGGGGAACUUGGUGUCACAGGAGAAGGUUCCCUCCUAGAAAAUGCUCAAGAUGUGAACAUUCAUGCCAAGAAGAGGACACCAUCGCCUGACAAUUCUAAGGGUAUAACAAUAGCCGGUGCCAAGUACUCCAGCGAAGAUUCUGCUACGUUGGUACAGUACACGAUAGCCAUUGUGGAAUAUACAAGGAGAUGCGGACCGUUGAAGGCGGCUCUUGAACGCAUGAAUGAACUUCAGCGGGAAAUUGAAGAAAACGACCGGCUUCAGAAAGAAAAGGAACAAGAGGCAGCUAAAAUUUUAUCUAAGCGUCUGAGAUUCGCCAAAGUUAAAGGAAUGUCAGCCUUGUUUAGACAACCGAAACCGGAGGAGAUCCAGAAAGAGGUGGAGGUUGUUCCAGAGGAGGUGUACGAGGAGGAAGAUCUACCUCGUAUACAGGAAGAGGUCAACCAACUACAGGCAGAGUUUGAUCAGGCCGUCGUUGAGAAACAUUCUCUUGAAAUGGAACUUAUAUCCAUGAACGAAAGGCUGAAAGCUGCAACAGAAAUGGUUGACAGUUUGAAGGGCCAGGAAGAAGAUUGGAAACAACAUGUAAAGGACAAUGAUUCUAAUGAACUGUUACUGGCUAACUGUAUAUCUGCAGCAGCUUUCCUCACUUACUGUGGUCCACAUAACAUGGAUACUAGGAAGCGUAUGGGUGAGUUCUUCAUGCAGGUGUGUGAACAUCACGGUAUGCCAUUACCCAAGAGAUGUCUCUUCAGAAACAUACAGAUGGUUGACUUCCUGUAUACACAGCUGGACAUAAUGCACCUAGAGAUUCUACGUCUGCCCACCACACCACUGAUGCUGGAGAAUGCUUGCUUCCUGAUGCAAGGGGAGAGCAUUACUGCCUGGCCCCUGGUCUGUGACCCCACAAGCAGGAUCAUAGAAUGGCUCAGGUUCAAGAUGAAAGAUAAAGGACUGGUUGAAGUCAGAUAUACUGAAAUACGCUCACAAUUGGAGAACUGUUUAGCAGAUGGUAGCCCUUUGUUGGUCACAGACUGUGAUAUCCAGAAAUUGGCCAAGGACUCUAGAUUUAGAUAUGCCAUACAGAGAUGCUCAGACUUCAUCAAUGGCAAAAACAGAUUUAAAAUUAUUGUUGAAGACCAUGAAGUGGAGUGUGAUCCAAGAUUCCGCCUGUACCUGCACACCACAGUGGAACCCCACAUGGUACCCCAGCAGCUGGCAGCCUACGCCUCUGUCAUGUACUUCCAGCUGUACAGGAAGGAUGUAGAGGAGGAAUUGCUCAACAGGUUUAUGGCUCAUGAGAAAUCUAGACUGGAAGAUGAACAGACAGCACUAAGACAGGAGAGACAAGAGAACAUGGAGUUCCUAGACAAACUUGAGAAACAGAUGAGAACUAACCUAUCCAGUGAUGUCAGACUCAUGAAUGACCUACAGGCAACAAAGAAACUAGCAGAACUCAAGAAACAGUAUGAUGAAACUGUUGAAACACAAACCCGUGUUGAGAUGAGUGAAGGUUCAAUCCUGAAAGCUCGUGAUGGAUUCAGGUCCAUUGCUCAGAGAGCAGCAGUAUGUUUUGAUGUGACACAGUACAUGCGUGAAGUUAAUCCUCUCUACCAGAUCUCUUAUAACAGAUACCUUGAUAUAUACGAUGCUGCCAUUAGCCAUUCUGAAAGAUCUGCAAUUAAAGCAGUCCUAGAGAAAGUAACUAGCAGUGCCUACUACUAUACUGCUAGAGGGUUGUUUGAGAGAGACAGAUUUAUCUUUGCUCUUCUGCUUGCAAUUGAGGUUGAAGACUCCCUAGAUCGUCUUGGUCCAGGUGAGCGGGAAUUCCUUAUCUCCCCUGACUACAGUUCAGUGGUGAUGCUCUCCCUUGGACACAUACAGCAGUCACAGGAGAAUAAGAUAGCCCAGACAAAGAAGCCUUUUGAUUGGAUGACUGAUGACCAGUUCCACAAUCUACAAGUCCUGGCAACACAUUUUGAAUGGUUUCAGGAAAUGUUUGACCGUAUGCCAAAAGAUGGGCGUGAGACCCAGUGGCGUAACCUAUGUGAAACGGACAGUCCUGAAACCACACCUUUGCCAGACAAGAUGGACGAGGUGUAUAAACCUAUGCAGCGACUGUGUGUAGUUCGAGCAGUCCGCAGUGAUAAAAUCAUGCAGGCUUCUACUGUGUUUAUAAAUGUUGUUCUCGGCAAAAAUAAAAGAUUGAAAUAUGCAAUGAGAAAUGGGUAUUAUGGCGAUGUAGGAAUUGAUUUACCAGCCUUGUUACGUCAGAGCUCUCCUAUGGUUCCCAUAAUGCUAAUGUAUACAAGAGAAGCUGAAGUUGCAGUGAAAAUGUUCAAUGACUUUUCUUACAAGAAACAAAAUAAAACCCUACAAGUGUCAAUAACAGACAAUAAUCCAAAUACAGAGCGUACUGCUAGAAAGUAUAUACAAAAAGGCAUGGCAGAGGGAAUGUGGGUUUUGUUGCACAAUGCCCAGAAUGCACCUCAAUUACUGCUGUCGCUGGAGAGUAUACUGGAGGAAAUAUCUGCCUCCACCCCACCAGACCCUCAGUUCCGGGUGUGGAUCUCGUGCCAAGCCAUCCCAGAGGUCCUUCCUAUCAGGCUUAUACAAAACUCUGUCAGGACUAUCCUAGAUUCUCCAAAGGUUAUGAAAGACAGUAUUGUGAGGUCGUUCAGUAACUUUGAGCCAGACAUCCUGAAGCAGUCAACACGUGCUGAGUGGCCACUGAUGUUACACAAUCUGUGUUACUUACACGCUGCCAUACAACUUAGAACAAGGUUUGGCUUUGGAGGUUGGAACAGUCCAGUAGAUUUCCAUCAUAUUGGAAACUUCGAAAUUCAGGAAUCUUUGAAUUUUAUAACAAGUGAAUUUAAGGACCAGAUUAUGUACACAGCACCAGACGGUACCCAGCAACCAAGGAUUACAUCUUGGACAGGGAUAAGAUACAUGUUAUCUGAGGUCAUAUAUGGAAGUUACUCGACAGAUGUCAAUGAUCAGCAGAGCCUGAGUGCUAUGGUAGACUACUGGGUGUCUCCUACAGCAGUGAAGAAAGAUUUUGAAGUUGCCAGAUUGAAGUACCGUCACCCUUCUGCCUUCUUUAAUCCAAACAUACGUCUGAACUCCCUUAUCCAGGCCUUAGAAGGGAUCAAUUACCACUUCUUGGAUGUUCCUGAGGCAUGCCAUAUACAUCCUAAUGUUGAGAACCAUGAAAUAUCUGCUAUGACACUGCUAGGAGAUGACCAGUAUGUGUUUACACGCCUGAAUCGUGUAUUUGAUGGUAUGCCUUCUACAGACACACUGUCUCACAAACUUUUCCCACGACCUCCUUCGCCUUUUGAAGGGCCAGCUCUAGCUGGUAUUAGUGCUCAGAGUAACAACCCGUCAGUGGUAGGACAGGGAGUAUUUGCUACUGCAAGUUUCGCCACCUUCAAGAUGAGGAAAGAUGUGGAAUUGUGGGAAAUUUGUUUCACAAUGCUACAAAAAGUGCCAAAAGCUUACAAUAAGGAUUAUAUUGUUGAAAAAGUGAAGAAGCUUGGAGGAUUUACAACAUUUAAUUGUUACAUCAUGAAAGAACUAGAAACUAUGUAUAGACUUCUCACAGAAAUUAAACAGACACUCACGAUGAUAAGAAAUGCCUGCGAGACAGAGAGUCUAGGAGACCAGGUAUCUGAGACAGUUUUGUCAGCAGCUGAUGACUUGUAUCACCUCCGUAUUCCACGUGUCUGGUGCAAGAUGUCUGGUCCCUCAGCACCACCACUCACCUGGGGUCUUGGUUCCUGGCUGAAUGAAAUGCAGAGUAGAUGUCAUCAUUUUGAAAAGAUUCUUAUACUGGGGCGAGAAAAGAUGCCCGCUUACUGGUUGGGUGCAUUCUUUAAUCCUCGUGGUCUGCUGGCAUUGAUAAAACAAGACUACAUUAAACAGUAUUCUAGUGACAGGUCUGGCAAUUUCGAGCAGUUUGUGUUCCAGACAGAAGUCACAUCUAGGGACAAGGAUCACUUGAGAGACCCACCACAAGAAGGAAUGUUUGUUUAUGGUAUUUACAUCUGGGGAUGUGCGUGGGAGAAGACAACAGGGGAGCUACAAGAUGCCCCGCCCCGUAGUGGGUACGCUACCCUACCCGUUGUCCACCUUACUUGUUGGCCAGCAAAUGAAAAACCAAUAUUACAGGACAGUAACAGAGCUGCAGAAACGUAUCAGUGUCCUGUGUAUGCCUCUAGAAUAGCAACACGUGAUCCAAUCAUGGAGCUUGAUGUCCGACGCGAGGGUAUACCAUCUGCUAGAUGGUCCCUUAGAGGCCUUUCUGCUACAAUCAGACCAUACUAGAGGAUAAAAAAUAUGAAAUAAACUUUUAAACUCCAGUAGAUAAUGAGAUGCAAGAUAUAAGAUAUUGAUUUGAAAUGUAAAAUGUAUCUUUACACAGAGGUGUAGAAUUUCUGAGAUAUACAAAUGGAUAUAAAGAGGUGUAGAAUAUCUGAUAUACAAAUGGAUAUAAAUGAAAAAGGAUGGUCUGUUGUUGAGGAGUGUGUGUGUUUCGAAACACCAACAAUGAAUGACAAAUAUAAGAAUGCAGUGCUUUUUGACUUUGUUUAAACUUUAUUUGAAUGAUAUUAUAAUUAAAUCGUUCUGUUCCAUACUGUAAGUUGCAAUUAAUGUGGCUGCCAUGUUUAUGUGUUAUUGACUAUAUACUAGUGAUAUUUGUCACAUAUCAUAUUUCUAUUGUUGUAUAUCUGGCAUGACAUAAUUUAUCUUGAAAGAUUACAUUAUAUUUUAUUGUGACUGAUAAUAUAUACAUUAUAUAUGAUUGCCAAAGGAUCUGAAGUGCUUCAUUCCGUCCAUACCUGUUGUUUUCAUUCCAUUUAAAAUGUGUGUGAUAUUUCACUCUAAUACAACUGUAUAUUAUGUUAAGAAUUUGUUACUUAUGUGAUAAUGUUACUGCUUAUAUAUGUUUUAUAUUUCUAGUUUUGGAUGCAGAACAUUAAAACUUGUUUUGCACUUACCCCAUAUAUUUAUGUUUGUUAAUAUGUUUUACUGAAUAUUUAUUUCUUUAUUGUUUAUGCUUUGCAUGUAUACAUUUGUUUUGUGUUCUUAUUGUAUCAUUUCCAUAUCAGUAUUUUUUUUAUUUAUCAAGAUUUAUCUCGAUUAACUCGAUGGGAAUAAAUACUUACCUCAAAGUUAUCUUUGUAGGUUCGAGGUAAUGAUAAUGCAGACAUGUUUUCUGUUCGUUUUGAAACUACAGAGUAAUGCUAUGUAACAGUCUGUCCAUUAAAAAGGGAUAUAAUGUGUCACCAUUUCAUUGUUUAUUUCUUAAUUAUAUGUUACGUUUUGUGAAGUUGUAUGAUUAGUGGUGAUAAAUGUUAAUGAAUUGUUUCAGAAUUCUUAUUGUGCCUUUGAAAACAAACUGCUGAUAAUCUUCCCUGCUGAACAUUUUUAAAGCAUUCAAAUAAAGAAAUAAAUUACUUAUUUAGUAUCAUUCUGUUAUGCAAUACAAUGAUUGUUUUAACAUAUACAUGUAUAUGAAAUAAAAUUGUUUUCACUUUCA
Molecule: messenger RNA, 17753 nt
Organism: Mercenaria mercenaria
Lineage: Eukaryota; Metazoa; Mollusca; Bivalvia; Venerida; Veneridae
Product: dynein axonemal heavy chain 5-like
Exons: 106
Coding region: 161-16537 (5458 amino acids)
Biological process (GO): microtubule-based movement
Cellular component (GO): dynein complex
Molecular function (GO): ATP binding; dynein light intermediate chain binding; dynein intermediate chain binding
Source: RefSeq, a predicted model, not a curated record